CAGCGAAUUAAAAGCCGCACUCUUGGUCAUAACCCAUAUCUUUUAAAGCUACAAGAAUGAGAGGAGGUGAUCCUGCUCCAGCUGCAGCCCUUAAACCAGGAGGAGCCACAAACUCGGGGAGAGUUGAGGAUAGAGGACAGUCACUAACACACUGAUCGUGGACUCUGUGUUUUCAGAAUCAUGGGUCUAAGGAGAGCAGCAAUUUGCUCACCAAAUACAAUCCCCAGUUCAUAUAAGUGAUGGUUCUUAGCCAUAUAAGUUGGCUUGGCCUGUUGGUGAAACUGAAGCGUCUUUUAAGAUCAUAAGAUCUUUAACAGUGUUAAUGCUUUACGAAAGUAACCCUGAAGUAUUUUAUCAUCUAUAUGUGGCCGCGAUGAGGCUUGAUCUUCAGAAAUGUUACAUGAAGGAGAAGUAUACCAUGAAACGACAACGAAACUCUUUUUUUAUGAAUUCUCUCAAAAACCUAAAUUCGUGGAUUAUUGGUCGGCAGUCAAGGUGAAGAUAAACAGUUCUGAGUUAUUGGAGCUUACUUAUCCUUCAGAAGAAGACAGUUUCAAUGAACCAGAAACUGUGAUAGACUUUAUUAAACACUUGUACUAUCAAGUUAUAUCAUCUUCAAAAUCAUCAGCAUCUGAAUUCAACAUAAGUAUUGAAUGUUAUGAUCGUAAAAUUUGUUUCAAAGUAAAACCAACGACGCCUUCUACGAAGUACAUUGUUACUGUAACACGACAGUCAUUUGAACCAAAGUUGAUUUUUCUGUUUGGGGCUGGAAUUAUCCUGUUCCUUUGUGCAAGACACAUUAGCAGAAGUGAACAAUUUUAUUAUUGUGCAGGAGUUACGCUGGGAAUCUUUGCAACAUUAGUCCUUAUCCUCUUAGCAUGUAGAAGGCUGCUGCAAAAAAGAACAUUCUUGUUGUUAAUUAUUCCAAGUUGGUCAGCCUCAGCCUUCCUGAUUUAUUUCAGUAUUGUAAACCUAUCCCAAUAUCGGAAAUAUUUAUUUGGUUACCUUUUUGUGGUUGGUUGCCUUAGUUAUGCUGUUUGCUAUAGGCAUGGACCAUUGUCAGAUAAACGCAGUAUAAACCUGCUCACCUGGACCCUACAGUUGGUAGCAUCACUGUUGAUAUACCGUGGUGUUACAUGCAGUCAGUGUGCUUAUACUGUCAUUGUCAUUCUGUUAUGUGUAAGCAAUGUUCAUCACCCAGUUAAUUUGAUCCACUACAUUUACAGAAAAAUUAAACAAGUGAUUAAAAAGCCACGAGUUUACUUCCUCACUGAAGAUGAGUACAAGGAACAAACAGAAAUGGCCACUAUAAAGGCUCUUGAGGAACUGCGUAGAUACUGCAAGGGUCAGAGUUUUCCUACAUGGGAAAUAGUCUCAAAAGUCAGUUCUCCGAAAAGACUUGCAGACUUCAUCCUAGGAGCUCAUCAUCUUACACAAGAGGAAGUGCAGAACCAUGAGGAACAGUAUGGAAUUGGAGGUUCCUUUUUGGAGGCCCAACUCUUUGCCACAGAGGAGAUUAAUGAUUCAGCCUUGGAGAAUGGGGUAGUGAUGGCUGCAGAUGAAGAACAUGAAGUUGAUGAGAUAAUUAAUUAAUUUGCCUCACUUACAUCUCACUUCAUAUUCUGAGCUUUACUAUGAUUGGGAACAGACUAAUACAGCAAAAUACAAUGCGAGAAAUGUUUGAGUACUGUCAUUGCUGACCUCGAUAUCUCUGAGAAGUGGAUGCACAAAAGGAGACCAAGGAACCCGUGAAUUAUGCUGCAUAAUGAAUACUUAGAACUCAUUGAGUUUGUACUUUUUUAAAGGAAAGUUUGUGCUAAAUGAGUAUAGUAAUCCUAGUGAGUAGCUAAUUUUUUAUGUGACUUGGCUGGUAAUUAGAGCAACAAUUCUAGCCCUCUGCCAGGCUUAGCAAUUUUUCUAAGCACUAGUGCCUAUAAUCUUUGUUCCAUUCCUAAUGAAAUAGUUCAUUGUGACCCAUGCACCUAUGAUAAAGUAGCUGCAGAAGUGGAAAACCUAGAUGGCCCCUCUCCAGCCACAUUCAGGAGUAGUGGCUUGUUUUUCAGAUUGUUUGCUAAAAGGGCUUAGAGAUGAAUUUUAACAUCUUGGAAAAUCCAAUUUGGGGCAGUUUUGGUAGUCUUUGAUUACACAUCAUUCCAAUUCAUUAUUGAAAGACUUUCAGUUGAAGCUGAGACAAUGAGGCCAUCUACACUACAAGCACAAAGAAGACAAGCUUUGACAUAAAUGGCUGCAGACUAAAGUCCCAAAGAUUGUAGUCUUUUUAUAGUGCCUAGUUGGAUUUCUUCCCUUUAGUGAGAGUUUCAGUCUUUAAGCAUGGAAGAUGAAGAAACAAGGAAAACUAGGCAUCUGAUGUUCUUGCUACCAACACCCAGCCGGUUAAUUGCAGGGCUGCAUUGAUGGGUUAGUUAUAAUCAGCAGUUCAGACCAUCCUGUCCUCAGUUUGUGUAACAAGCAGCUCCACAUGACAGAUAUAGAAAGCAAGUAGCAUGGAACUGAGGUGGAAACUGCAGGUUAGGUUAAUUGUGAUAUUUAAGGGGAACACAACAUAGUAAUAUAAAUAUUGUUUCCUUGUUCAGGAUAGACAUUUUUUAAAUUGUGAAAACAAAGAUUAGAUUAAUAUGUGAGAUAAUUAUUGUAUUUAAACAUGUAGCAUUAACCAUGUAACUGACUUCAAUAUGCACAUUUUAACAAAAUGAAUUUUAAUUAAGCAGUACAAUGUUAUUUUGUUAAUUCUACAUCCAAAUCAGGUUUGAAAAAAGGUUUGUUUUUAUUUGAAGAUUUAAGGGAAAACCAGUCUGAGAUGGGACUUGUUCUAGGUCACAGUGCUCUGAGUAAAAUUGGACUAAAAGAGUGCUUUACAGUAGUCUUAAAUUAAUAUUAUUUAAAUGUACUUUCCUGUAGGCAGGGGAAGCUUGCUUUUUGAUUUUUGAUUCUCUCCCUGUGGACAAGCACCUUGUCUUGUGUUGACUGGAAGCCUGCAGUGGAGAAAUGUGCAUAAGUGUUUUGUGAUUGUGCACAUUCAAGCACGUUGAACUUUUUGGUGGUGGGGGUGGAAACUAACAAAAAAAUCAAUCUUGUACUUUUCAAUAAGGAAUUCUUCAUUCAAAAGAUUGAAGAUAUAUGUGCAAAAUUGGAAUCUCACCAGGAACUUCCUUGAGCAAAUGCUGCUCAAAAUAUCAACUUAAACUCAAAUGUGAAGUUGAAAUUCAAAUUACAAUCGGUUUAGAGUAGAUGCUCUGACCAUUUGCCCAUUUUAUUUCCUGUUUGGGAAGUUCACCUGCUUUUACCUCACAGUGUUCAUCCUGUUAAAUUAAAGCUCAAGUUUGCACUCCUACGUAAAUAUAAAGAUGUGAAAUCCCAUUAUUCAUUUCAUGAGUAGAGCUUAUGCAUAUGGGAGAAAUAAUAUUUUAAUCAUUGUCCGGUUCCUUCAAGCAUAUUUUAAGUUUAGAUUUCAGUCCACUGUCUCCCUCCUUCCCUUAGUUGUUCUUAUAAGUGAAGUCUAAGUCAGAAUUUCACUCCCAAGUGGUAUACAGUUUAUUACAAAAAAUGGAACUGCUUUUCCUCUUGUUUCAAAUUAAGACUAUAGUUAGCCUACCUAGUAAUGUUAGCUGAUCUGAAAAGAUUAUUGAUAUUGCUUGUGAGAAGAAUUGAUUCUUAAUUGUACUACACGCUUCAUAAGUAUCUGACUUUGAAGAAUAUGCAGUAAUCAUUAUACGGGUUUAAUUUAUGUGAGGCUGUUAGAGAAUGUGGUUUGCUUUUUUAAAAAAAACAAUUUUAUUAAAACUUGUUCAGGUACUAUCAAGUGAUUUCCACGUAUAACCAAAAUAUGCAUAUCAUUCCAUGGCAUAGCUCAUGGUAGAUGAAAUGAUAGUUUGUGUUUGUUCCAACUGGCUAAGAGGGGUUACAACACAAGUUCUGGAGUGAGCAAGAUGAGCAGGCAUUGUUUCAAAAAAACAUUUUAUAGCUAACAGCCCCCUCAUGUGGAGGGACUAUAAAUGGGUACUUCCAUUACAGCAUUUCCCAUCGAUUUCAAUGGACUGGACAACUGAAUGAGUUUUAAAAUACAGCCAUUUAUCAAUGCAGUCUUAGUGGUUUAAGAUUGGUGUUUUCUCAUUUCUUGCAAAAUAUGUAUUUUUAUUUAAAAAUGACAAUCGAGUUCAUUUGAAUUGCUUAGUAAAAUGCAAUAAAAAUC
Molecule: messenger RNA, 4210 nt
Organism: Carcharodon carcharias (great white shark)
Lineage: Eukaryota; Metazoa; Chordata; Chondrichthyes; Lamniformes; Lamnidae
Product: nuclear envelope integral membrane protein 1a-like
Exons: 9
Coding region: 394-1593 (399 amino acids)
Cellular component (GO): nuclear envelope
Source: RefSeq, a predicted model, not a curated record